This is a messenger RNA of Microthlaspi erraticum, 363 nucleotides long. Lineage: Eukaryota; Viridiplantae; Streptophyta; Magnoliopsida; Brassicales; Brassicaceae. The record is from the annotation of a GenBank genome assembly.
AUGGAAAGCAAAGCAAGAGCUAUUGCCUCCUUUGUCCUAGCUGUAGUCUUAUGUGUUGCGGUUUUGAUCACUCCAGGAGUAGUAGCUAAUGAGCAACCACCACAGUCAAAAUCUCCACUGACUUCUCCUAUCGACAUAGAGAAAUGUUGGUCCUCUCUCUUUAACGUUCAUGGAUGCGUACUCGAACUCUUCCAAUCAGUUUUCUCUGGCAAGUUUGGAAAUGUUGGAAUCGCGUGUUGCAAGGCGUAUUCGACCAUUGAUGCUAACUGUUGGCCUCAUAUGUUCCCGUUGAACCCGUUCUUCCCACCUCUUCUUAAAGACAACUGCGCACGCAUCGUUCCAAAUUCUCAGGCACACAACUGA